Urocitellus parryii (Arctic ground squirrel) is the source of this 2310-nucleotide messenger RNA. It is a transcript of the gene Trim68, whose product is annotated as tripartite motif containing 68. Lineage: Eukaryota; Metazoa; Chordata; Mammalia; Rodentia; Sciuridae. Gene Ontology annotation, molecular function: zinc ion binding; protein binding. The record is from RefSeq and is a predicted model, not a curated record.
UUGGCGCUGGCUUUCAGGGUCGGGCCCACUGCGCUGUGGAGUGCCAACCGGGAGCUGUGGAUCGCCUGGGCUUGGUCGCGGGGUUCAAGUCCCUGAACCUAGGGCGCUGGACGGGCGGGUUUCAGUACUUCUCCCUAGUUUUAUUCAAGUUUUAUUCAUGUUCUGAGGAGGACAUGAGAAGGAACCAUGGAUCUCAUAGCCUUGGUGGAAGCCAUUAUGGAAGAAGUGGCCUGUCCCAUCUGCAUGAGCUUUCUGAAGGAGCCUGUGAGCAUUGACUGUGGCCACACCUUCUGCCAUAGCUGUCUCUUUGGACUCUGGCAAGUCCCAGCAGAAUCUGAGAACUGGGAUUACAUAUGUCCCCUUUGUCGAGCUCCUAUCCAGCUAAGAAACCUGCGUCCUAAUUGGCAGCUGGCCAGUGUUGCAGAAAAAGUUCGUUUGUUACAGCUUUGUCCAGGAAUGGAGCUGAAAGGCGAUGUGUGUGAGCUCCACAGGGAAGAGAUAAAAAUGUUCUGCAAAGAGGAUGGACUGAUUAUGUGUGAGGCCUGCAGCCAGUCCYCAGAGCAUGAAGCCCACAGUGUCCUGCCCAUGAAGGAUGUUGCCUGGGAGUACAAGUGGAAACUCCACAAGGCUCUGGAACAUCUGAAGAAUGAACAAGAUGAGGCCUGGAAGCUGGUAGUUAAUGAGAAGAAACGAACUGCCCUUUGGAAGAUACAGGUGGAAAUCCGAAAGCAAAGUAUCAUGUGGGAGUUUGAGAAGUAUCGUCAAUUACUAAAUAAUCAACAGCCACCGGGUCGGCAGCUAGAGGUGGAGGAAGCUGCAGCUCUGGCCAGUCUAGAACAGGAGAAAGUAGAGACUGUGCAUAAGCUGGAGUUGAGUCACAAGGAGCUCAGACAGCAGAGCCAGGUCUUAUGGAAGAUGGCUGCAGAGUUGGAAGAGAGGUAUCAGAGACCUGUCCGUUGGAUGCUGCAGGGUAUUCAGGAAGUCUUAAACAGGAGCGAGUCUUGGAGACUGCAGCAGCCAGAACCAGUCUCCCUGGAACUGAAGACAGAUUGCCGUGUCCUGGGGCUGAGAGAGAUCCUGAAGACAUAUGCAGCUGAUGUGCUCCUGGAUCCAGAUACUGCUUACUUCCGACUGAUCGUGUCAGAGGACAGAAAAUGUGUGCACUAUGGAGACAUUCAACAGGAACUCCCUGACAAUCCUGAAAGAUUUUACCGCUAUAAUAUUGUCCUUGGCAGCCAGUGCAUCUCCUCAGGCCGGCACUACUGGGAGGUAGAGGUGGGAGACAGGUCUGAAUGGGGUCUUGGAGUGUGUACAGAAAAUGUAGACCGGAAGGAGGUAGUCUAUUUAUCCCCCCAGUAUGGAUUCUGGGUGAUAAGGCUGAGGAAGGGAACUGAGUACCGGGCAGGCACUGAUAAUUACCUGCUUCUGUCCUUGCCAGUUCCUCCUCGCCGCGUGGGGGUCUUCCUAGAUUAUGAGGCCCAUGAUAUCUCCUUCUAUAAUGUGACUGACAAUGGCUCCCACAUUUUCACUUUCCCCCCUCAUCCCUUCCCUGGACGCCUCCUGCCCUAUUUUAGUCCUUGCUACAGCAUUUGUGCAAACAACACUGCUCCUCUAACCAUCUGCUCCCUGGAUGGUGAGGACUAGUAGAGCCACUGUCUACCCUAGCGCCCUUGGAAUUUGGCCUGGCCCACAGGGGUGUYGGAGGAUCCUGCCACUGAGAAGUGUCCCCUUGAACCAAGCCUAGAAUCCAAGGACUCCUCUGCCCAACCCUGUGGUCUCUUGGUACUGGGCCAAAGUUGAUCGCUAAACCACUCAUGUGAAAGAGUGGAGUGUCAGUCAGAUGAUCACUGUGAUCCAUGAGGGAAAAGUAGCAUGGUCAAUGGUGAGGCUCAGCAGUGCUCAGAUACUUUGUUGGUGUAAGGAUCAGGACUUUGUCGAUUCUGUAGCUCACAACCCUCUUGCCUGGUCUCUGUCAAAUGCCACAGUUAAGUCAGUGAGCAUGACAAAGUGGUUCCAAUCUCAGGAAACCUUUUAAACAGGGUUUACCAUUGAGCCUAAAGAAUAAUGUCCCAUUGCCAUCCCCAUCCUGAGCAUGAGCUGAGCAAAUCAUUGUCCCUCAGAUUCUUAGCCCUGCCUUUUUCUCUAAAUGGCAGUAUCAGAAAACCUAUGAGCCUUAGUGUUUUAUUUUCACUUUGUGGAUGAGAAAACUGAAAUGGCCUUGAAGCAAGUUAUUUCUUACAAAGCUAUAAAUUUAAAAUAAAUAAUUUAUUUUAAAUAUUUUUUUAGUUGUAGAUGGAAACACAGUAUUUU